Phytophthora infestans T30-4 is the source of this 1609-nucleotide messenger RNA. RefSeq lists its product as uncharacterized. The record is from RefSeq and is a predicted model, not a curated record. The transcript is spliced from 3 exons. The coding region runs from base 194 to 1609 and encodes 471 amino acids. NCBI's taxonomy places the organism in Eukaryota, Oomycota, Peronosporomycetes, Peronosporales, Peronosporaceae.
UGGAAGACUUCGACCUCGACAUUUGGAGGUAAAGCUCGCUCCAACGUUAACAGGCUACGAAAGGCGAAUCCCUACCCGUAUUCUUAGGUCCGUGCAUCCAAACCACCACACCUGCGCAGCCAAGAAACGCCCCGAAGUCCCGCAGACUCGUCGCGACAAGCCUAGAGGACCCACGACACAUACACAACUCGCUAUGGCUACUACCGAGUCGCUGCGCACCGGCAUGCGCUCCGUGUACCUGCCGCAACAUAUUGUCGUGCUCGUGCACGGUAACAACGGCUCGGCCGCCGACUUCGACGCCAUGGAGGCCGCUUUGCUCACCAAGUAUGGCAACCGGCAGCUACUCAUCAUUAAAUCGAAAGCCAACGAGGAAGACACGUCGCUAGGUGUGGAAAUUGGCGGCACGAGACUCGCCAAGGAGGUCGUGGAGGCAGUUUUCGAGUACGACCUGAGUCCUGCCGUAAACAGCUACAAGUUGUCGGUCAUUGGACAUUCAUUAGGCGGACUGUAUGCGAGAUACGCGAUCGUCCAGAUCAUGGACGCGCUGAGCUGUCUACACGUGGAAUACGUCGACUUCGUCACCAUUUGCACGCCCCAUUUAGGCUCCAGGAGGGCUAGAGGACCGUCCACCAUGAAGAAUAUCCUUCGACUUGGAGUUCAUAAGGUAUUAGCGUCGUCGAUAUACGGACAGACAGGCAUUGAUCUGCUGCUUGAUGGUGAGUGGUCGUAUCGCUCGAUAGUUUCGCAAGAGCAGCAACAAGGAGGGGUGACAGGUGCAGAGACCGUGGCGUCACCUCGUCCCCUGCUUGAAGUUAUGAGCGACCCCAGCACCGAGUUCGUCCGUUCGCUUAGACGUUUCUGCAAUGGAACAUUGGUAGCAAUGACCGACGGCGACGUGGUUGUACCCUAUCCGUCGGCUUCCAUGCGCAGUCAUAGUCCAUACGCUAGCACCUUUUUGACCGAACGCUAUAUGGAUUGGCGAUGGCAUAUCCGCCACUCUGGCUUCGCUGGAGUGGAUGCUUGCGGGCGCACUCACUCUGCAUACGCAGCAUUCUUGGAACGUCUCAACUCGAAAAUCGAUACGUCAAUUGAGAUCGAGGAGCAAGAACUGGGACUUGAUGCAACAUGUGCCCCACGACACCCUAGUAUUGAAGGCUUUGCCUGCGACAACAAGCAAGAGGUCGAGUUCCCGCACCAAAUGUUGUGUCAUUUGCAACAAGUGUUGCCAUGGAGACGUAUUGACGUGACAGUGGAGCCCUGUGGAAUGAAAGGCAAGAUGCGUCUACAUGACUGGCCAAUUAACAAGAUGCAGCCUCCAGACUGUCGUGCGGACGAAUUCAUUGAUCUCCUGAGCGAUAUGAUCGGAGCAGACCACCAGAUGCGUCCCUUGACGACGCCAGACACAAUUGGGAUGGUGCAUGAAAGCCCUGCACUUGCAUUGGCACAUCGACUCAAGAAUGCUGCCAAGAGAACGGACAAAACGAGUAGCGAAGAAAGCAGUGGAGACAGUGAUGCUGAUGCACAUCACUCUGGGAUGACGUCGCCCACAUCAGGCUCGUCAGCUGCAUCCAGCGACACGAACAACGAGCUGUACCCAGUUCGUGUAUAG